Messenger RNA from Menidia menidia (Atlantic silverside), 222 nucleotides. Lineage: Eukaryota; Metazoa; Chordata; Actinopteri; Atheriniformes; Atherinopsidae. The record is from the annotation of a GenBank genome assembly.
AUGGCUUCUGCUCCACCUGAGCCGAGGAAGUUUGCCAGGGGCCUUAACAAGCUCGGAACCGCCGCCGAGUUGAGGCAAAGCGUCUCCGAGGCUGUCAGGACGUCGGUGUUGGUGCGAGUCAUCAGACUUCAUUGCAGUUGCAGAGUUCAGAGCAGCCUGCUGGAGGCAGCAGUGAUGCAUGGCCUUUGCCUUGACAGCCCACGGGGCACUCUAGAGAAAUAA